UUUGGAGCUCGGAGAAAUUUUCUUUCAGAUGUAAUGACCUUAGACAUACUCCCAGCUUUUGUUGGGUCUUUAAUACUAGCAGUUUACCUGACGAGGUUCUUUUUCUUGAAGCUGAAGGCAAAAACGCCUCUUUCUUUGGGCAGUGAAUUAGAUAGACGAAAAAAGCGAACUCUGGUAGUGCUUGGAUCUGGUGGACACACGACUGAGAUGCUGAGACUGUUGGAUCACAUGCAGAAAGAGAUAUACAAUCCUAGAUACUAUUUCCUGGCCAACACAGACCACAUGUCUAUUAAAAAACUGAAGCUGAGAUCGGUGGACCCUAAUUGCAUCCAACUGAUUCCCAGGAGUCGAGAAGUGGGUCAGUCUUACCUCACUUCAAUCUUUUCUACCCUUCUGGCCUGUCUCUCCACUAUUCCCAGAGCACUCUGGAUCAAUCCAGAUCUGCUGAUGGUCAAUGGGCCAGGAACAUGCCUGCCAGUGUGUAUAGCCGCACUCAUUACUAAUAUGCUGACCUUCAACCGAGUGACUAUUGUGUUUGUGGAAAGCAUCUGUAGAACGGAGACUCUUUCUCUAACAGGGAAGAUCCUCUACAGAUUAAACAUAGCAGACAUGUUUUUCGUCCAGUGGGAAAGACUAAAACUCACAUAUCCCAAAUGCACAUAUGUUGGAAGAGUUGUAUGAAUGACAAUGAAGGGAUAACUUUGACCGACUUGUUUUUUUUGCAGUUCAUGUUGAUUUAGUAAAUGCCAUAGAAAUUAAAGCUAAUUUAAAUAUUUUA
This is a messenger RNA of Symsagittifera roscoffensis, 778 nucleotides long. RefSeq names its product UDP-N-acetylglucosamine transferase subunit ALG14 homolog. Gene Ontology annotation, molecular function: N-acetylglucosaminyldiphosphodolichol N-acetylglucosaminyltransferase activity. Gene Ontology annotation, cellular component: UDP-N-acetylglucosamine transferase complex. The record is from RefSeq and is a predicted model, not a curated record. The transcript is spliced from 3 exons. NCBI's taxonomy places the organism in Eukaryota, Metazoa, Xenacoelomorpha, Acoela, Convolutidae. The coding region runs from base 34 to 681 and encodes 215 amino acids. Gene Ontology annotation, biological process: dolichol-linked oligosaccharide biosynthetic process.